AUGUCUCGAUUCUCUCGCUACGACACCGACGAGGAGCGUCUUCCCGAGGGCAUGCAGAGAGUUGGCUACGAUGCUGACACUCAGGUCUACACGUUCCGCGACGCCGACGGCAGCUACUGGGAGAGCGCGCCAGGCAAUGAAUACGGCCAGCUCACAAAGGUCGGCGAAGCUCGCCCUGAAGGUCAAGAGACCGAGACCUUCCUCAUGACAAGCCAGCAGCAACGGCCCAAGAUGUCGUGGUUCACCGAGAUGAAACCUUUUCUUAACUUUCUCAUGCUCGUCAUUCUAUCGCUUGUCUUGCUCUUCUGGUUCCUCGGCUACAAGGGUUCUUCGUCGGAUGAGCGUAUUCCCAUAGCGGACUGCCCUGAGGGUACGGUUGCGUAUGCGAUUCACAAGGGCGAUACGUGCUGGGAAAUUGCGAACAAGAAUGGGGUGAGCGUUGAUGACUUGAAGGACAAGAAUCCGGACCUCAAUUGUGAGGCUCUCAAGACCAAUGAUCGCAUUUGUGUGCCUGGCAAGAAGAGUGUUGAUUGA
Messenger RNA from Fusarium mangiferae, 534 nucleotides. RefSeq lists its product as uncharacterized. The record is from RefSeq and is a predicted model, not a curated record. Bases 1 to 534 code for a protein of 177 amino acids. The transcript has a single exon. NCBI's taxonomy places the organism in Eukaryota, Fungi, Ascomycota, Sordariomycetes, Hypocreales, Nectriaceae.